AUGAAUUCGUCGAACCCGACUUUGGGCAAGUCCCUGCCAGCAACAUCGAACCACCCCGCGUCGAACCAGGCCGGGCCGUCGACCACGAGCUUCGAAUCCACGCGUCGACCGACGCAGACCGGGACGUCGGCGCCCCAACCGAUGCCGAGAAAGGGGCAGGCCUCCAGAAAGCAGCACAAGAACCAGCGACGACCGAGCGGCGGGCUGAGGGCGAACACCGUCCUCGACGACUAUGACCAUAUGGCGGAAAUGCGGGCAGUCAGGAAUCCGUCCAGCCGUCGUGGCCAGACCUCCAUCACGCACCUGCUGAACUACACGGCUCCGCGAUCGUACCAGGAUCACGGCCAUCAUCAUCAUCCGAGAUCGUUCCGUCGAAACCCGACCUGGGGUCCCGGCUCGGGCUACCAUGCCGCCGACAAAGCGAGAUACGUCCAUGCCAACUACCGCUUCGUCGUCUCUCCCGAUGGCGUGUACAAGACACAUGCGGCCGACGCGGACUUGUACCUGGAGUGGACCAACAUCUUGCAAGUUAUCGCGUCUCCCGAGUCCCAGUCGGCAUCGUGCCCGAUCUGCCUCUCCGAGCCAGUGGCACCGCGCAUGGCCAAGUGCGGCCAUAUCUUCUGCCUCUCCUGCUUGAUCCGGUUCAUGAACUCAUCCAGCGAUGACGAUUCAAAGUCAGGCAAAGGAGCUCGAUGGAAGAGGUGCCCGAUAUGCGAGGACACCAUCUAUCUGCACGAGGUGCGACCCGUCCGUUUCUACGCCGGACAGGAGACGCCUCUGCCCAACGUCGGCGAUGAUGUCGUGCUGCGGCUCAUGGCACGCAAGGCCAACUCCACCUUGGCUCUGCCUUGGGAAGGCGGAGCAGAGGUUCUGAACGCCGGAGACGACGUUCCCUGGCACUUUGCGGCCAAUGUUUUGGAUUACGCUCGCAUCAUGAAGGGCACGACGGAAUAUAUGCACGGACAAUAUGAUGAGGAAAUUUCUGCCUUGACGCAGCAGGAAAGAGAAGACGAGCUCCUGUUUGGACAGGACAACGAGUGGACUCAGAAGGCCAUCAAGGCUGUUACUCAAGCCAAAGAGCGGACCGAGGGCCUGGCAAAUCCCGAAGCAGCGACAUCAAUCCCAGGCCCAAAGCCGUCAAAACAGCCUGGCGAGGCUGAUUUUUAUUUCUACAGCUCGCCGCCUCAUCUGUAUCUCUCGCCACUCGACAUACGGAUCCUGAAGACAAAGUACGGGGCCUUCUCCAACUUUCCGUCGACUCUGCUACCGAGAAUCGAGCAUAUCUCUACGGGGCACGUUGUGGACGAUGCGAUGCGCAAGCGUGCGAAAUAUCUUGGUCACCUCCCCCGCGGCUGUGUCGUCAGCUUCCUUGAGUGCGAUUGGACCGACAUUGUUCCCGCGGAGACACUGGCGUCGUUCAACGGAGAGAUCGAACGGCGUCGGAAGCGCAAUCGCGACAAGGCUGCUCAAGAGGAGCGCGAGCGUCAGCAGGCUGAGCGCAUAGAGGCUGCUGACCUCCGGCGAACCCUGGGUACGCCGAGGAUGAUGGAGCCAAUGGAGGAGGAUGUUCAGAAGCUGGACAUUUCGGAGUUCCAGCCGCUAUCUGUACACUCUGGUACGACUCCUCCCGACCCUCGUCCGGGGUUUGAGACGCUGGCGUCCAUGUCGACGAGCCCAUCCACGCAGCGAACAGUGUGGGGAACCCGUGCGCUGGCUGCGUCGCCCGAGCUGGAGCCAACACGGCCGAAUGUGGACGAUGGUUGGCUCAAGGACGAGGAGCUCCUGGGCACAGCCGAGCUGGCGAUGCAGCUCGAAGCCAUCGAUGCCGUAGAGCACGCCACCGCCGGCGGAGAAGCAAGCGUUGCGGGCGGUGGCGGUGGCAAGAAGGGCAAGAAGAAGAAGCAGAAGAUUACGCUUAUGAGCACGGGCGGCAGGAGAGGGAAUUGA
Molecule: messenger RNA, 1947 nt
Organism: Purpureocillium lilacinum
Lineage: Eukaryota; Fungi; Ascomycota; Sordariomycetes; Hypocreales; Ophiocordycipitaceae
Biological process (GO): positive regulation of transcription by RNA polymerase II
Molecular function (GO): transcription cis-regulatory region binding; metal ion binding
Source: RefSeq, a predicted model, not a curated record